AUGGAGCUUUUGUUACAGUAUAAUGGAGUCCAUGGUUAUCACAAUCGUUACUCAAUCGAAGUGUUAUAUUACGGAAAUGAUAUGAAUAUCUUUGAAUUGGAGGCACUUCGACCUCGACAAUAUACGGGGUUAUUCCUAAUAAGAUGGCACUGGAAAGAGUCAGUUGACGUUCUUAGAGAAGUUACUUUAGGAAUCGUCGAUGUUUUGAGCGAUACAUGGAAAAACUCAGCCUUCAGUUCCGAAUUUGCGGAAUCAAUCAGUGAAGGCACCUACGUAUCGAAUGUUAUAGUGCCAGCAAUUCGGGCAUCGCUAAAAAACGUCCCGUUGGAAAAGUCUUCUUUUGUUAGCACUUCCGAGCGACAAAGUAGCGCAAGUGCAGAUAGGAAAGGGAAAGGCCGAUUGGGGAGGCGGCCUGAUAUAAUGUUCGUGAUUAAAUUGGAUGACAGACUUUUCGAGCUUAUGUACGCCGAAUGUUUACGUUUAAUCUGCACUAAGACGAAAGAAAUCGAUGAGGUUAAAUUGUGGCGCGAGUGCAAUGACGGGAUGUACUACGUGCGCUAG
Messenger RNA from Paraglomus occultum, 561 nucleotides. The record is from the annotation of a GenBank genome assembly. NCBI's taxonomy places the organism in Eukaryota, Fungi, Glomeromycota, Glomeromycetes, Paraglomerales, Paraglomeraceae.